GGCAGCAGCUCCCCCCGCUCCAGUCUGUACAGGCGCAGUGAGAGCAAGUGUGUGCAGCUCGGCUGGCCUCCCCUCCGCUCUUGAAUGGACUAGAUUUCCCCUCCCGGCCACGUAAGAAGCACAGCAGCGCCACGGGAGAGAGGAUGUCCUGCUGAAUCAAGGGAUAGGCCUGGGAAAGUCGGCCGGCCGGUCCCUUCCUUCCUUCCUUCCUUCAUUCCUUCCUUCCUUCUUAACCUUCCUUCCAGCAGACAUUCAAAAACACAAGACGACACUUUUCUUCCCCCCCUUCAUUCGGACCGGGACCAAGAGAGAGAGAGAAAGAGAAAGACAAGAGGACGUCGCUUCGUCACCCGGCACACAAAGAGCUCCAGCAGUUUCUCUCUCUCUCUCUUUUUUUGUUUUGUUUUGUUUCUUGUGUUUUUUUUUUUUUUGUUUUUGUGUUUUUUUCCCGGAUGGGGGUUUUCUCCUCCGUCUGUGCUAGAUGACAAUCGCCGUGCACGGAUAACAUGAUCCCGGGGAACGAGGCCGUGCAACUGACCUGCUGCGGAUCCAGGAUCAGCAGCAGGAGGAGAACAAGGAGCAGCAGCAGCCUCUUCCUCCUCUUCCUCCUCCUCCUCUUCUUCUCCACCACCACUUACCAGGGUUUUGUGGAGUUAUCGCACUUCUUCCUCAUGAACAUACAGAGGUCAAAUCCAAUUAACAUUUCACGUUAUGGGAGAUCGCGGCACAAAUCGCACGACUUCGAAGAAUUGUCUUGCUUAAGGACUACAGAGUCGCACCAGAGCUUCAGCCCCAACCUCGGGUCCCCCAGCCCGCCGGAGACCCCGGACUCCUCGCACUGUAUCUCCCGCAUCGGGGACUACCUUUUGUUGGAACCACUGGAGGGAGACCACGUUUUCAGAGCCGCCCACCUGCACAGCGGGGAAGAGCUCGUGUGUAAGGUUUUUGACAUUGGACGAUACCAGGAGUCACUGGCGGCCUACUUCGCCCUGGGCCAGCACCAGCACAUUAACCAAAUCCUGGAGAUCUUGCUCGGGGAGACUCGAGCCUACGUGUUCUUUGAGAGGAGCUAUGGAGACAUGCACUCUUUCGUCCGCACCUGCAAGAAGUUGCGGGAGGACGAGGCUGCCCGGCUCUUCUAUCAGAUAGCCUCGGCCGUGGCACAUUGCCACGACAACGGACUGGUCCUCCGUGACCUCAAACUGAGGAAGUUUGUCUUCAAGAAUGAGGACAGAAGCCUCGUGAAGCUGGAGAGCCUCGAGGACACUUAUAUCCUGGAUGGUCUUGAUGACUCCCUGUCAGACAAACACGGCUGCCCAGCUUAUGUCAGUCCUGAGAUCCUCAAUGCCAACGGCAGCUAUUCGGGGAAGGCGGCUGAUGUCUGGAGUCUGGGCGUCAUGCUGUACACCAUCCUCGUCGGGCGCUACCCUUUCCACGACGUUGAGCCCGGCUCUCUGUUCAGCAAAAUCCGCAGAGGCCACUUCAACAUCCCGGAGACGCUCACGCCCAAGGCCAAGUGCCUGAUCCGCUCCAUCCUCCGACGGGAACCCGCAGAGCGCCUCACCUCUCGGGAGAUUCUCGAGCACCCCUGGUUCUCUUCCUCCGGGGCGCUAGGGGGCGCCGUGGUGCACGGUAGAGGGGAAAGGGAGCAGGAGCAGAUGGUGCCUGAGGUGAACAUGGAGGAGGAACUGGAGCAGUUCUUCAGCUGAGCAAACAACCAAGCACAAAACAGAAGACUCCGCCACGGUCGGCUCGCCACGCUCACAGCAGAGCCAAAAACAGUAGUUUAGAGAUUAUAUAGGUGAACAUUUGUCACUCAUAAUAAAGGUGUUUCCAUCUUGUUUCCUUUUUCCACCAUUUCAUGGAAAACCUUGAGCCUGGCAUGACAAAUGGCAUCUAUACAUCACCUGGCGGUGCACCUCCCGUUACGGGGGACGGUGUCGCCAGACAUGCAAAGUUGCAACCAAUGUAGCAAAAUGUUCUUUUUGGAUCUGUUUGGUUUAAUGUGGUGCUCAUAAAAGUAGACACAUUCACCAUUUUUGACACUAUGGAAAGCAUGAAGGGACAAAAGAACACAGGAAACCAAGGAGAACGGUUCAAAGUGAACUGAAACUGCGACACCACAACUUUUUUUUACCAUUUUUUUUUUUUUCUUUCAUAGCUUUAGGUGGUACCAAUUUAAAAACCACAGACCCAGGGUCAGAAAUCACAACCCUAAGUUCUAUUGUUAGACAAAUACAAGGUGAUUAUCCCUGACCUGGGAUCAUUGGUUAAUAAACGGAGCAGCUUAGGCUUUUUUUUUUUUCAUCAUCAUCAUCAACAUGGUCGACCUCGUCUUUUGUUUCAAGUUUUAUUUUGUCGUUUCUCAUUUUGUCUCAGUUUCACAUCAUUGAUAAUUCUGACACAGUCAUUAAACUCCUUGAUGGCCUUGUUUUCAGUAAUUUGUAUGUUUCUGCCUCCUCGGUCUUCUAAGCCUUUACCACACACUUCAUUAUUCACCACCACACUUUUUCUUUGUUGUUGUUGUUGUUGUUUUCAAGCUAUUCCACUCUGUUGUUACUGCUGCUUUAAUAUCACUCCCUUAAACCUCAAUCUUAAACUGUUUAUUCUUGGUAAGCCUCCAAACAUGGCGUCAUGCACUCGAUGUAUUAGGUGAAUGGACGAUUCCACCUUUUUUAAAAAAAAUAAAAAAUUAGCUUCCUCUUA
This is a messenger RNA of Acanthopagrus latus (yellowfin seabream), 2706 nucleotides long. RefSeq names its product tribbles pseudokinase 2 (gene trib2). NCBI's taxonomy places the organism in Eukaryota, Metazoa, Chordata, Actinopteri, Spariformes, Sparidae. Gene Ontology annotation, molecular function: mitogen-activated protein kinase kinase binding; ATP binding; protein kinase activity. Gene Ontology annotation, biological process: regulation of MAP kinase activity; protein phosphorylation; positive regulation of proteasomal ubiquitin-dependent protein catabolic process. The coding region runs from base 507 to 1709 and encodes 400 amino acids. The transcript has 4 exons. Gene Ontology annotation, cellular component: nucleus. The record is from RefSeq and is a predicted model, not a curated record.